UUAGUUGAGCACGAAUUCGUGUCAGUCGUGCUCAGUGCCUCGCAUAAGCCGAACGUCGUUCAGGAGCAACCAUCAGCAAUCUCAGAAAGGACGACGUGUUCUUCAAGCAAAACGAAAGCGAAACCAAAAACACAGUAGCUCUAACAAAAAACAAAAAAAAAAACACACACACACAUACACACACAUUAAAAAACUACAUAACAAACAAACUGCCAGUGAAUGUGUUAAAUUUAGCUACAAAAAAGUAUUAAACAUUAGAAAACGAUUUACAAAUUAUCGAGCAGCCUUCAAAAAAGAGUUUUUUUGCACAUGCGCGAACUCCGCACAAAAAAGCUAAAAAGCAAAGGCAAAAAAAUUGAUAAAAACGACCAAAAAGGAGCAGCCACCACACACCAACGCACCUACGAAUACGUGUGCGUGUGCGUGUGCGUGUACGUGUGUACGUGUGUACGAGUGUGUGUGCGCGUUUUUAGUUUCGCACGCACGUUUAUCGCAGUUUUGUUUAAUUUAACGGUGCCGCGGUCAAGUGUAGAGAGCGCGAGAGCUUUCAUUGCAGCAGCUGCCGCUCCUGUUCUCGAUUCCCGUUUCCCGUUUCGGAACAAAACUUUUUGAGAUUCACUCGAGAGUCGCUUUCAGCCGUAACACACACCAGCAGCAACAUGCCGAACUGGGAGACGAGCACAGCGGCGCCCAGCUAUGAGCAGCACAAUGCCUGGUACAGCAGCAUGUUUGCGGCCAACAUCAAGCAGGAGCCCCUGUCGCAUCAUCAUCAUCAUCAUGGCCAGCAGCAUCACGAUAAUCACAGCAACAGCAACAGCGGUGCGAGCAGUCCGCGGCAAUCCCCGUUGCCGUCACCCAUUCCGCCCAGCACCCAGCUGGAGCAGUACCUCAAGCAACAGCAGCAACAGCAGCAGCAGCAGCAGCAGCCCAUGGAUACACUGUGCGCGGCUGCGAUGACGCCGUCGCCAAGCAACAACGAUCAGAACAGCCUGCAGCAUUUUGAUGCCACGCUGCAGCAGCAACUGUUGCAGCAGCAGCAGUACCAGCAACACUUUCAGGCAGCGCAGCAUCAGCAACAGCAGCAUCAUCACCUGGCACUGGGCGGCUUCAAUCCGCUGACGCCGCCGGGUCUGCCCAAUCCCAUGCAGCACUAUUAUGGCGGCAACAUGCGCCCCAGCCCGCAGCCGACGCCGACAGCAGCGCCAACUGCGGUGGCAGCGGCAAUACAGACCGGCGACAAGCUGCAGGCGCUGACGCCGCCAAUGGAUGUGACGCCGCCGAAAUCGCCGGCCAAGUCGCAGCAGUCGAGCGCGGAGCCAGAGAAAGAACACGAUCUCAUGUCGAACUCGAGCGAGGACAUGAAGUACAUGGCCGAGUCCGAGGACGACGACAGCAACAUACGCAUGCCCAUCUACAAUUCGCACGGCAAGAUGAAGAACUACAAGUGCAAGACGUGCGGCGUUGUGGCCAUCACCAAGGUGGACUUCUGGGCACACACGCGCACCCACAUGAAGCCCGACAAGAUACUGCAGUGCGCCAAGUGUCCGUUUGUCACCGAGUUCAAGCACCAUCUCGAGUACCACAUACGCAAGCACAAGAAUCAAAAGCCCUUCCAGUGCGACAAGUGCAGCUACACCUGCGUCAAUAAGUCCAUGUUGAACUCGCAUCGCAAGUCGCACAGCUCCGUCUAUCAGUAUCGCUGCGCCGACUGCGACUAUGCCACCAAAUACUGCCACAGCUUCAAGCUGCAUCUGCGCAAAUAUGGCCACAAGCCCGGCAUGGUGCUGGACGAGGAUGGCACGCCCAAUCCCUCGCUGGUCAUCGAUGUCUAUGGCACGCGUCGUGGACCCAAGAGCAAGUCAUUCUCCGGCAGCGGCUCCAGCUGCAGCUCCACCAGCAAGCGCAGCAACGCAUCCGCUGCUGCCGCCCAGCAGCAACAGCAGCCAGUCGCAACAUCGCAGCUAUCAGCAGCACUCCAAGGAUUUCCCAUGCCAGCAGCAGCAGCCGGAACAGCAGCCGGAGCAGCCGGAACAGCAGCACCAGCAGCUGUGGCGCCAGUUUCCCCGCCAUCGCCGGCCAAGAGUGUUGCCAGCGUGGAGCAGGCGCCAAGUCUGCCCAGCGCCUUGCUGCCGCCGUUGGCCAGCCUGCUGCAACAGAACCGCAACAUGGCCUUUUUCCCCUACUGGAAUCUCAAUCUGCAAGUGCUCGCUGCCCAGCAGCAGGCGGCAGUUCUUGCCCAGUUGUCGCCGCGCAUGCGUGACCAGUUGCAGCAACAGCAACAACAGCAACAUCAACAACAACAGCAGCAACAACAGCAGCAACAACAGCAGCAGCAGCAAUUGCCAGCUCACAGCGAAAACGAGGAGGAUGAGGAGGAGGAGGAGCAUGAAGAUGACUUUGAGCGCAAGUCUGUGGACUCGGCCAUGGAUCUCUCACAGGGCACGCCCGUCAAGGAGGAGCCGCAGCAACAGCAGCAACAGCAACAGCUGCCGCACAGCAAUCACAUGGCCAUCAACCUGAAGCUCAAGGACGAGGACACGCCGUUGAUAAGCAGCAGCAGCGCCUCCCGACGCAAGGGUCGUGUUCUCAAGCUGGACACGCUGCUGCAGCUGAAAUCGGCCGCCAUGUCAUCGCCGGAACAACAGCUCAAGCUGCCGGCCAGUGUGCUGCCCACUGCCUCGUCGCCCAUUGCCGGCAGCAGCGCCAACAAGCAGCUGGCGGAUGAUCCCUGCUCGGGCGCCAGCUCGGCGGAUGAGUCCAUGGAAACGGGCCGUGUGCCACAGGUGAACAUCAGCGCCAGCUCCACGGCCUCCAGUUCCGGCAACAGCUCGAAUGCCAGCAGCAGCACCAGCAAUCCGACAGCGGCUGCCACCGUUGCCACCUCUGGCACUGUGUCCAGCUCAUCCUCAUCCUCAACGACGACAAGCAGCAGCGCGCCGGCGAUCUACGAGUGCAAGUAUUGUGAUAUUUACUUCAAGGACGCCGUGCUGUACACCAUCCACAUGGGCUACCACAGCUGCGACGAUGUCUUCAAGUGCAACAUGUGCGGCGAGAAGUGCGACGGACCCGUCGGCCUCUUCGUGCACAUGGCCCGCAAUGCGCACUCCUAAGUGACGGGGGGCGGCCCGCAAAUUUGUUAUUAGAUAUUUUUUUUAUAUUAUUAUUAACAUAUUUCGUUGUCCAGAAUUGUAAAUACUCGUAGUUUAAGUUUGAUUUUGUUGUCGAGAAUUGUACAUAAGCCAAAAACGCACAAAAAACGCUACCAACUAACUCUAGACCUAAGCCUAACUCUAGACCCAGCCAA
Drosophila virilis is the source of this 3304-nucleotide messenger RNA. It is a transcript of the gene hb, whose product is annotated as zinc finger protein hunchback. The record is from RefSeq and is a predicted model, not a curated record. Gene Ontology annotation, biological process: regulation of transcription by RNA polymerase II. Gene Ontology annotation, molecular function: RNA polymerase II transcription regulatory region sequence-specific DNA binding; DNA-binding transcription factor activity, RNA polymerase II-specific. NCBI's taxonomy places the organism in Eukaryota, Metazoa, Arthropoda, Insecta, Diptera, Drosophilidae.